UUGGUUGUAGUUGAGUUUGACAAUUGACAAGGAACAAAAUGGCUGGAGAAGUGUUUAUAAAAUGUUUAAUAUCAGUUUUAUUGCUGAAUUCAUGUCGAGGUGAAAUAAAUGGACGUCUUCUGGAUGAAAAUGAAGAGAAUAUGGAUUUGGAGACACAUCAUACGAGAGAUCUUCCAAUACAAAAUUCCAUUCAGAGUCAUCCUAGGAGACACAGAAAGUCCAAGAGACGAAUGAAGAGAAGAUACAAGUGCUACUCGUGUGAGCCUCCUGAUUGCUCCAACAACAUCACGACUCACACUCAUUUGUGCCAGAAUGCCAUUCAGUGCUGGAAAUCUCGUGUUCGUGACAGUUACGGGGUGGAGAGGAUGUCCCGGGGAUGUACCACCUCUCAUGAUCAAUUGCCUGUCCUCUGCAAUCCUAACAUAAAAGGUGGCCACUCUAAGAGACACUCGUCCGGGCAAUACAACAUUGAAUGUUGUACCGGAGAUUAUUGCAACAAUGGCAGCUUCCCGGAACUCUCACCCAUCAAUCAAGUGAUCCGCAUGGAUCCGGUAACACCGGAUGGUCUCAAAUGGGCCAUCGGGACAAUUGCUGUCGUUGCUCUACUUCUUGUAGCAGGGACAGGAAUUUAUUUCUGGCUGCGUCAGAGCCGUCAUAAGAGACUCCUCGUGUCUAGAAAUAAAGCCGAUCCAGAGACUUACUAUGCUAGUGAUGAUAUUCUACGGGCCACAACGGCCGGUGACAGUACACUUAGAGAAUACUUGGAACAUUCAGUAACUUCAGGGUCCGGGAGUGGUCUUCCCUUGCUCAUUCAGCGGACUCUGGCGAAACAAGUAUCACUCGUGGAAAUCAUAGGCCGUGGACGAUAUGGAGAAGUUUGGCGAGGAAUCUGGCACGGUGAGAAUGUUGCAGUCAAACUCUUCUACAGUCGCGAUGAGGAAUCAUGGAAGCGUGAAACAGAAAUCUACAGCACAGUUCUCCUAAGGCAUGAAAACAUCCUUGGUUACAUUGGUUCUGACAUGACAUCCCGAAAUUCUUGCACUCAACUCCUCCUUCUCACUCACUAUUAUCCCCUCGGAUCACUAUUUGAUCAUCUCAAUCGAUCACCUCUGACUCACCACGAAAUGGUGGUGAUCUGUUUGUCCAUUGCCAAUGGACUAGUACACCUACAUACAGAAAUCUUUGGGAAACAGGGCAAACCAGCCAUUGCUCAUCGUGAUCUCAAGUCCAAAAAUAUCCUCAUUCGCCUCAAUGGAUCAUGUGUUAUUGCUGAUUUUGGUCUGGCUGUUACACAUGUCCAAGCCACUGGACAAAUUGACCUGGGAAAUAAUCCCAAAGUCGGAACCAGACGAUACAUGGCUCCAGAAGUUCUUGAUGAGAGCAUUAAUAUGGGGUGCUUCGAGGCAAUUCGACGAGUGGACAUUUAUGCUCUGGGCCUAAUCUUCUGGGAAGUUUGUCGUCGAACUUUGUCAUGUGGCAUUGCCGAAGACUACAAAGUGCCAUUCUACGAUGUUGUUCCUGCCGAUCCGAGUUUUGAGGACAUGAAGAAGGUCGUUUGUGGCGACAACUAUCGACCCUCCCUCUCAAAUAGAUGGACAUCAGAUCCCCUUCUGGCAGGAAUGUGCAAAUUAAUGCGAGAAUGUUGGCAUCAGAAUGCUAAUGUGCGUUUACCCGCCUUAAGGGUGAAGAAGACAAUUCAGAAAUUGGCCUCAAAUGAUGCUAGCGUUAAACUCCACCAAAAUGAAGAUGAAGUUUAAAGGUAAUCUUAAAGAAGUUUUUAAGAAAUAUCUACAAGUUAAGGGACUGCUACAUCUUAAUGAGAGAAUAAAAGUUUUAGGGAUAUUACCCCAACAACACCCAACAAGAUAGAUAAACCUAUCUUAUAUAUUUUAGUAUAAACAUAUUUCAAAGUAACAAACGAAUGUGAAAAGUGUUAGAAAAUAGAUUAAACAAAAGAAAAAAAAACGAUAAAAAUCAAAUAAAAAAGUAAGGUGAGAUUGUUAAGGAUCUAACCUAAAUAGGAAAA
This is a messenger RNA of Phlebotomus papatasi, 2026 nucleotides long. It is a transcript of the gene sax, whose product is annotated as activin receptor type-1. Gene Ontology annotation, biological process: cellular response to growth factor stimulus; dorsal/ventral pattern formation; protein phosphorylation. Gene Ontology annotation, cellular component: BMP receptor complex; plasma membrane. NCBI's taxonomy places the organism in Eukaryota, Metazoa, Arthropoda, Insecta, Diptera, Psychodidae. Bases 39 to 1757 code for a protein of 572 amino acids. The record is from RefSeq and is a predicted model, not a curated record. The transcript is spliced from 6 exons. Gene Ontology annotation, molecular function: SMAD binding; transforming growth factor beta receptor activity, type I; ATP binding.